Messenger RNA from Epithele typhae, 2655 nucleotides. RefSeq lists its product as uncharacterized. The transcript is spliced from 9 exons. The record is from RefSeq and is a predicted model, not a curated record. NCBI's taxonomy places the organism in Eukaryota, Fungi, Basidiomycota, Agaricomycetes, Polyporales, Epitheliaceae. Bases 1 to 2655 code for a protein of 884 amino acids.
AUGUUGUCGAGCAUAUUCAUGACCUCGUUCCUUUUCGGCGCAUCCUUUGCCGCUUCUUCACCAACUGUAGUUUGCGUUGCCGGUCAAUGCCUCCAGGGUACCACCAACACGACCAUCGGCGCCACUUUGUCUGCGUCUGGCGCACCCGCCAGUCUCCUCCUCCUGCCCGGACAGUACACGUCGUCGUCAAAUCCAUCCCUCCUCCACGACACCCUCACGUCCUCCGGCGCCACGAUUUCGUCCUCCCCCGGUUUGAUGCGAACACCUCCUUGCCCCUCAACUCGCCCUUCAACCCGGAAUCGCCGUCUAUCCCCAGUCCAAGUACUCGGGCGAUGCCUCGUUCACUCAGCUCCCCGGCUCCCCGCUGAACGGCUCCAAGAUCUCCGCCGGUCCCUCGCGCUCUCGUCCAACGUCUGGGCCGCGCUCUCUUCUGGGAACAACGACCGGGUGAUCUUCUGGGACACCAUCCCCGACGUUUCCCAGCUCCCGUCGGGCGCGUCCGCCAUCUCCCAGCUCCUCGAUCUCCAGUCGUCCGCCUGCUCGCCGCCCUGCGCCGGGGCUGGCGUCUGCUCUGCGUCUGGGACCUGCGAAUGCCCUACUGGUUUCAACGGGACCUCCUGCGAAACUUGCAGCAAGGGCUUCUUCGGGCCCAAGUGCCAGGCGUGCCCCGCGAACUGCACGACCUGCGACGACGGCAUGACGGGCUCGGGCAGGUGUCUCGAGCCCAUCGUCGCGAACGCGCCCUCGAGCUGCAACUGCCAGAACGGCGAAUGCCAGUCCAACGGCCAGUGCACCUGUCUCCCUGGGUGGACCACGGCGACCAACGGCACCGCGUGUGCCAAGUGCGCCACCGGCUUCUUCCUGAGCCCGGACGGGAACUGCGAAGUCUGCGGUCUCGGAUGCACCGCGUGCGCGGACGGGAACGGCGAGUGCUUGACCUGCAAGUCCGGCCAGACCCAGAACGCGAACGACCGCACGCAGUGCAUCGCCCAGCAGUCGACGACGUCGACGGGCACGGUCUGCCCCGACGGGAGCUUUAGCGACGGCGCCUCCUGCCAGGCGUGCUCUCCGUUGUGCCAGACGUGCUCCGGUGCCUCUUCCAACGACUGCAUCGUGUGUGGCGCGGGCAAGUACACCUUGAACGGAACCUGCGUCGGGACGGAUGGGAACGGCGUUUGCAGCGGCACGACGUUGGUGGCGGACAACAAUAAGCGCGAGUGCGAUUCAUGCCCUUCCAAGUGCACGAAAUGCCAGUUCUCGAGCUUCAACGUUGCGACAACCAUCGACCAAGUGCAAUGCACGGACUGUCUCCCGGGCUUCUGCCCCACAGGGACGUUCCUCGAUCCGAAGGAUAACGUCACUUGCUCAGCCUGCGACUCGUCCUGCGGAACUUGCGUCGGAUCUUCCACGUUCUGUCUGACGUGCUCGAACAACCAACUCGCGUCGAGCGGCAAGUGCGUCGCGUCGUGCCCAUCCAACACUUUCAGUGCCUCCGGCCAAUGCGUCACUUGCCACCCCGACUGCGCGACAUGCUCCGGUAGCGGGUUCAACCAGUGCUCGAGCUGCCCGUCGGACCGUCCCGUCCUCACCAACGGCCGCUGCCUGCCCACCUGCAGCAAGAACCAGUUCUUCGACACAACCUCGUCCUCGUGCCUGUCUUGCGACUCGAGCUGCUCGAGCUGUUCGGGUCCGGCCCAGCAACUGCCUCGCGUGCUCGAGCAACACCCAAGUCUCCGGAGCGGAACCUGCGUCGCCGCCAACUGCGCGGAUUCGACGUCGGUCAUCUCCGGGCUGGGUGUCUGCCUCUCUGACCCCCCGAUCACCGGCAUCAACACGCCGACGACGAACACGAACACGACCACAACGCGCCCGCUCCAGUGGUGGGAGAUCCUCCUGAUGGCGCUCGGUGCGCGUUCAUCUUCCUGCCUUCAUCUUCUGCUGGCGCCGCCGGCCCGCAAGCGCCGCGCCGCGCAGACCGCCAACUUCGCCGCCGCGAAGCGCCUCCCCCACAAGGGCGACUGGCGGUACCGCCUCGCGCGCUUCGGCGAGCGGCUCUUCGGCCACCGCUCGCAGGGCCGCUGGAUGCUCCCCCGCCACCGCCAGGAGGCCGCGCCGCCCCCGGCGUACUACUCGGACGACAUCCGGAUGGGCAAGGUCAACGAGGCGCGCUACUCGGACUACUCCGACCUCGACCGCGACCGCGACCUCUCCCAGCGGGACAUGGACCAGAAGCGCAAGCUCCGGGCCGCCGAGGACGCGCGCCACUCGCGCGACAUCGACCGCCUCAUCGACGCCCGCGCACUCGUCGACGAGUCGAUCUACUCGCAGGUGACGGGCCAGCCGCGGCGGACGCCGGAGCCGCGCAUGCCGGUGAAGGACCGCGAGGUCGCGCGCGAGCGCGACUGGGACGUCCCCACCGCGCCGGCGAACCGGCUCUCGGCGGGGACGACGUACUCGAGCUGGCUGCUGCCGGAGCGGCCGCGGGAGCAGCGGCCGCCGACGCCGGCGCAGGAGUACGCGCGGACGGUCGCGGCGCAGGCGCAGCAGCCAGCGCCGCGGCUGGACGGGUACACGCGCGGGGCGUACUGGGUGCAGCCGACGCACACGGGCGGGAGCGGGGACAGCGGCGGGUCGCGGAACCCGUUCCUGCGUUGA